GGAUGGGGAGCGAUGGGAUGGCGGAGGAACGGCUCGGCUGCUGCUCUGCCGUCUCAGCCCAAUCUGCUCCGCCGCCCCGCCCGUGGCACGGCGCGGUGUCCCCCGGAGCCGGUGCUCUGCCGUGCCCCGGGGCUGGGGAAAGGCUGUCUGAGCAGCACACGACAGCGCUCAGCCUUCCCUAACAGCCCUUCUCUCUUUCUGCUCUAAAGCUGGACGGCCGGAUCAGCGCUGCUGCUGUGCAGAGGAGCUCCAGCCAGCCCUGCGGAACCCUCCCUGACCCCCCCCGGCUCCUGCGCACCGUGCCCCAUGCUGUCCUGCUGCAUGCCCAGUUUAAGGCGUCUCUCCAAGGAGAUGUUUGCCCCUCUCCUCCUCCUCCUGGUUGAGCUCGGCUACGGUGCCAACCCCACCUACCACUGGAGAGACACAGUGACCAACAAGCAGCUGACGUGCCAGCAGUGCCCGCCGGGGACGUUCGUGGCGCAGCACUGCAGCAGGGACAGGCCGACGCUGUGCCAGCCCUGCCCGGAGCUGCACUACACUCAGUACUGGAACUACCUGGAGAAGUGCCGCUACUGCAACGUCAUCUGCGAGGAGAAGCAGGUGGAGGUGCAGCAGUGCAAUGCCACCCACAACCGUGUGUGCCAGUGCCAGGAGGGCUACUACUCAGAGAUGGAGUUCUGCAUCAGGCACUCGGAGUGCCCGCCGGGCUCGGGCGUGGAGAAGCUGGGUACCCCCUUUGAGAACACCCAGUGCCGUCCCUGUCCCCGCGGCUUCUUCUCUUCCUCCAGCUCCAGCACGGAGCCGUGCCAGCCCCACCAGGACUGUGAGCAGCAGGGGAAGGUGACCAACGUGCAGGGCAACCAGUACCACGACACCCUCUGCACCUCCUGCAGACCAGGGAGGAGCAACAGCACGCAGGGAGCAGCUCUAGGAGACGACGACUGCAAACAAGCCCUGAUAGACUUCGUGGUCUACCAGAACAUCCCCGUCAGGAAGCUGAAGCGGCUGCAGCAGAUCCUGGAGCGCUCCCCGAGGAAGCAGGCACCAGGCACCAGGGCAGCCAUCCAGGAGAAGUUCAGGGCAUUCCUCACCCACCUCAAAGAGGGGCACUACGAGGUGACCAGGGAGCUGCUGGACGCGCUGCGCGCUGCCAAGCUGCACUCCAUCGAGGAGAAGGUCCGCGAGCGCUUCCUCCUGGGCUGACACCACCACCUUGGACUCCCUGGGUAGUUCUUGGAUAUUUUUCUUCUGUGGUUUCAUUAAUUUAUUCAUCUUUCCAAACGUGACUUGAAAAGGCCACGUUAGAGACGAGCAAAGGGUCAGAGCUCGGCUGCACCCGCGGCGGGACCCGCUCUGCGCCUGGCUCUGGGGUGGGGUGAUGGGGGAUCCUCUGGGGUGGGGUGAUGGGUGUCUCAUCUCCAGGAUGGGACAUUGAGAGGGCUCCAGAAUGGGAUGUUGGGAGAUCCCAGCAGCUGCUGCCACUCCAGGAGCUCCCUGAACGCCAGGUGCCCGUUUGCCAGCACUCAGCAGAGGGUCCCUGCUGCGUUAGCACAGGAACGUGCAUCAAGGACAUUUGUCUUCCUGGGGAAAAACCCAGCUCUUCCUUUGUAGAAAAGUGCCUGGCUUUGUUUUAAACUGUGUGGAUUUGCUUUUGGUGGAGUUUUGUAGUUCUUUGACUGUGUUUCCCCCGCUGAGGAUUUGCUGGAGUUUGUGCUGUGAGGGGAGGUCGCUGCUGGGACACGUUGGGUGUCCCCAGAGGCACCGCUGCAGCCUGACAUUUCCAAACCUGGUUUGACAUUUCUAAGCUGCCUGUUUUUAUACCAUGUGUGAGAGGUGUUUUCUAGAGAAACCAAAGAAAUUAUUUUAUGAUACA
Colius striatus (speckled mousebird) is the source of this 1873-nucleotide messenger RNA. It is a transcript of the gene TNFRSF6B, whose product is annotated as TNF receptor superfamily member 6b. The transcript has 4 exons. The coding region runs from base 307 to 1203 and encodes 298 amino acids. Gene Ontology annotation, molecular function: protein binding. The record is from RefSeq and is a predicted model, not a curated record. NCBI's taxonomy places the organism in Eukaryota, Metazoa, Chordata, Aves, Coliiformes, Coliidae.